CCAUUGAUUAUUACUUUAGGAAAUAACUGGAUGUUGCGCAACGUUGGGAACAAACUGAUGAGGUGCUACUACACGUCUUCCGUAAUGAGGCUAGCUGCCAAAUUCAAGUUAGAAUUGCAGAAGAUAGAUGGUGGAGACAAAGAUCUAGCACAACUCCUGUCCCCAAAAUCCUUUGACAACACCGUUUUGGCUGCCUUGAAGUGCUGUAAUCAGGACGAUGAAGAAGAUUUAAAGAGCCCAACCAAUGCUAUAAAAUUGGGCUACGACAUAAAGAGGAUGGCUUCAGCGAAGUUAGCAACUGCAUUGAAAGAAGGUGACGAAACAGUGAGGAAGGAUGCUGAAGGGUUUCUUAAACUCAUGGAUAUGGAAUGGGGAACUAAGGCUGACUACAUAUGCACAGAGAACGUCGGAUGUGAAUGGGGUAUCCAGAGAAUUGAGAGGACAACUCACAGAGUUUGAAACUCACCUCCUUGAAAGACAAGAAGUGGUUGUUAUCAGAGGAAAGACUGGUAAAGGAGUCCCUGUCAUACUGCCGCCAGAUGUGUUGAAUUGCAUGCAGUACUUGGCAAAUCCUGCUGCAAGGGCUAUCACCACUACAAAGGAGAACCCAUACUUGUUCGCCAAUACUAACAUUGGAGUCUACAGGGCAUAUGAUGCCAUUCGGAUGGUCACCAUGAAUGCUGGUCUGAAGAUGCCGCAUCUUAUUAGGACCAGUAACAUGAGGAAAUAUUUUGCCACCAUGUUGCAAGUCUUCAAUACGACAGAGACCGAGAGACAGUGGGUUUUAGAUCAUCUCGGCCACACCAUGGACGUGCACCGAGUCCACUACAGACAGACCUCAGACAUCAUCGAGAGGGUGGACAUAGCAAAGCUUCUGAUGAUACAAGACAUGGGGCUAGUCGGCAGAUUUAAAGGGAAGAAGUUGGAGGAAAUCCAGUUCAAUGAUCUACUGGAUGAAUCUGAGCCUACAGAAUCAUCCCACUCGUCGACCUCGAAUACUAGGCCAGAGGAGUUGGUCUCGAGCCCACAGGCAGCCUCCUCAACAUCCUCCUCCGUUGGCCCAACAGCCAUAAUGGAUGAGGAUUAUAUUCCUCUGGAAGAAGAGGAAGAGGAGGUGGAGGAAAUGGAAUGGCUUGAGAGUUCAUCCAAGAGAAAACCCAAAAGACAGAAGAGGAGACAGAAACCUGCUACGAAAAGGCAAAGGUGGUCGGAGGAAGAGGAGGAGGAAAUACGUUUGUUGUUUGAGAAGAACUUUCAAACAAAUGCUUGUCCUGGAUAUACCCAGAUAGCAGCAUGUAUUCGGGUCAGUGUGAAGAAAAAUGGGCAGAUACACAAGAGGACAAAAGACAACAUUAAGAAAAAGGUCAGCGCCAUGCUGAUAAAACAGCGUAAUAAGCAGUGACAUGCCAAACAAACAGUUCAGUAAAACUACAUAGUGAUAUACAUACACUGACUCUUUGAACAAUCGAAAUACUGAAUUAAAGGGAUAGCUGUCCCAUGGGGGGACUCCAAAAUAAAGAAAUCCUGUGCAUUGUGGUGGUUGCAGAUAAAUAUUGUCUUUUAUAUGCACAGCACUUAAUAAAAUUGAUUACAUCCAUAGGUGGUUCCUGUUUGAGAAGCCUGUAGUCCCCCCACUACCCAUCAAAACUGAUAUGUAGGAAAUGGUAGGAAAAUAUCAUAUCAUAUUAUCCUAGGGCCAGCUCUGAAUUACCACCAAUUGAAUGUUUUCUGUGUGUUUUUUUAUUAUUGAAAAUUGUUAACAUUACAAAAUAUUUACAAUAUCAAUGAUAUGCCGGUAGCUGUUGUGUCAUUUUGACAAGAGUAUAUUGUAGAAAGUUAAUUGGCAUAAUUGGAUAACUUACUACGUUAUCUAUAAUUUCUUUAUGGAUCAGGUUUUCC
Mizuhopecten yessoensis (Yesso scallop) is the source of this 1899-nucleotide messenger RNA. RefSeq lists its product as uncharacterized. The record is from RefSeq and is a predicted model, not a curated record. The transcript is spliced from 7 exons. Gene Ontology annotation, molecular function: DNA binding. Lineage: Eukaryota; Metazoa; Mollusca; Bivalvia; Pectinida; Pectinidae. Gene Ontology annotation, biological process: DNA integration; DNA recombination. The coding region runs from base 335 to 1402 and encodes 355 amino acids.